This is a messenger RNA of Symbiodinium sp. CCMP2592, 1641 nucleotides long. Lineage: Eukaryota; Dinophyceae; Suessiales; Symbiodiniaceae. The record is from the annotation of a GenBank genome assembly.
AUGCAAGAUGCGCUUCCUUGCGACGAUGCCUCUGCAUUCACGAGCUGCGAACCCUGUUCAAUACUGAUGGGUGCGAAGGUCUGCUGUGAGCUUGCUGGCCCCCGCGACCCAGUGGAGGCGCCACUCGUGCAUGCUCGACCGGCAUCACCCUGGAGCAUGGCUCCUGCGGACUACAGCGACUACAGGGCCGAUCCCGCUCUGCCUGCAGGUGCCCUGCAGGUCCAGGCGCCCCCUCCCCACUGGGGUGGCACAAGAUGCAAGGGUGUAUUGCUGCGACAAGCAGAGGGCCAUCCUCAGGUUCGUCUUUUCUCAUCUCCCGUACCCGGGGCUGCUGUGCUGGGCACAGUUCCCAGCCCAAGCCACGCAGUGGAACUCGGAGUCAAUGGGCAAUUUGUACAGGUUCAAGUGGGUACGACGAUGGGCUGGGUCGGCGCGAAGAACGUGGUCCGAACACCAGGGGUCUCUCCCACAGCUUGGCAACCAGAGGCUCAGCCGUGGGCCCCGGCGCUACCGCUAAACCCAGUCGUGGCGCAGCCCCAGUCGCCCUACUCUGGCGCAAAGCCACCGUUGCCGCUCAAGGUUCCGGCUGCAUCUCCUCCGAGCAUGCUGAGUGCAUCAGUGUCGACCUCUUCAGCUGGCAGUGUUGGCUUCAGCCCUUCGUGGCAGCAGGCCUCUGCCAAGUCUGCAUCGUUGCCAUCCUACACUUCGCCGGCAGCAGGGCGACUGCAAGGGCCGGACUACGACUGGAUCCGAAAGGCGAACGGCCCCGGCGAGAGGCAAAUGAGGCGCAGCGCCGCGGAGGAGACAAUCGCCGCAUGUGACGCAGGUGGAUAUGUCUUAGACGGCCGGCAGUUCGACUUGGUUUCGGUUGCCGCGCUGCGCGCGAACACGCGCCUUGUCCGUGGAGCCCAUGCGAUGCAGAUGGGAGCUCCAAAAGCGCGGCUGCAGCGCCAUGCUCCAGGCUUCCUUCUUGACGUGGCAUGCGAGCUGACGUCUUGGGGUCGAAAGGUUGCCGUGGUCAACGCUGCAUCAGCCUACCAUGCAGGCGGCGGCUUCCUGACGGGAGGGCGCCACGCCCUUGAGGAGUCGCUCUGCAUGCGCUCUACCCUCUUCGCGUCCCUGCAGACUGCCUCUGCGCUGGCGAGGGCCGAGAAGGUCGCGCCACCCAAGAGCUGCAAUCCGUCAGUGACGCCUCAAAAUACGCCCUGGCUUUGCCACAUCCCGGAAGAAGGCUGCCUAGUCUCCCCGGAGGUGGAGGUUUUCCGUGGUGGCAGCGAUGUUGGCUACCCCUUCUUGCCCAAGGUGUCCAAAGUGACCGUCAUCAGCAUGGCAAUGCCGAACCGCAACAAGCAGGUGAGAGAUGCCCCAAUCGAUGCACCGGCGGAUCCUGGCAGCUACCGAGCUCUGGUACUGCAGAAGUUUGCUGCCGUUCUCGCAGCUGCCGGGAGCGCCCUGGGUCCUGAUGGUGCGCUGGUGAUUCCGGAUGUUGGCUGUGGAGCCUACGGCAAUGAUCCCGGUGAGGUCGGCAGACUCCUUGGCGAAGCCCUGAAGCGGCAGCCUGGGCUCUUCUCCGAGAUCCACCUUGUUGGCCAGAGCAGCUUCGCAGAUGCCGUAGUUAAUGUGAGCAACGGAUUGUGUUAG